Messenger RNA from Cherax quadricarinatus, 2614 nucleotides. Its product is annotated as ceramide synthase 2. Gene Ontology annotation, biological process: ceramide biosynthetic process. Gene Ontology annotation, cellular component: membrane. Lineage: Eukaryota; Metazoa; Arthropoda; Malacostraca; Decapoda; Parastacidae. Gene Ontology annotation, molecular function: sphingosine N-acyltransferase activity. The record is from RefSeq and is a predicted model, not a curated record.
UAGAAGGCUGGGUUCAGUCUUGGUGUUACGCUGAUGAUAACACCGUCGCUGCUCCACACUACUAUCAACAGAUUCAAUUAUGGUGUUAAGUUUGUGUUAACAGCGUCGCAUUACAACGUACCACAACCACCUUAGUCGAGCUCUUCAACACCAAAUGUGAAGUGCGAACACAGAAAAGGAGAGAGAGUUGGUGCCAGCAAGAUGUCGACAAUCAAAAGUUAUACAGAAGUGUUUAUGAGCGCCACCAUAACGCAGUACCUGACCAACAACACCCUAGUCGGUGAUUUUCUACGACAAGUAAGUGAGUCUGUGUGGAGAGCAGACUUCUGGCUCCCGUCUGGUCUCACUUGGCAGGAUCUUCAGAGCACUGACAACCUUCAGUUCCCCGAGUUCAGUGAUGUUUGGAUUUAUCCGCUACUAUUUAGCUUAGUCUUUCUGUUUUUUCAAUAUAAUUUUCUGGAACCAUUGGUGCUUGCUCCUCUGGCGAAGGCAGUGGGUAUUAGUAACUUCCGGCCUCCUCCUCCUCCGCCGAACUCUUCCAUGGCGAUCAUUUUCCACCGAUAUGGGAGGAAAGUGCCCGAGGCAGUGCUGGUGGAGGCGUCGCGUGAAUCCAAGCUGUCAGUGCGGCAGGCGGAGAGGUGGAUUCGUGCUUGCUAUAAAGCAACACGUGUAAAUAAACAUGACUUGUUCUUGAGCGCUGGUGUAAAUGUCAUCUCUCACACCAUCUUCUUCAUCGGUGGAUGGUUGAUCAUGUAUUUUAAACCUUGGGUGUGGAAUAUUACACUGUGCUGGCAAAACUACCCUUAUCACAACGUGGAUGCUGACGUCUGGUGGUACUAUAUGACAGUACUGACUUUUUUCUGGGCUUCCACAAUCUCAGAUAUUGGCCAGCCUCGCAGAAUUUCGGAAGGUAAACUGAAGAUAAUUGUUCACCACGUGUUAACAGUAAUACUUAUGACUUUUUCUUGGGUCUGCAACUUCACUCGCAUUGGGACAUUGGUGCUGCUGGUGCACGAGUGUGCCGACAUUCCUCUGCUCUUGGCGAAAAUGUGCAUAUACGCAAAAAAGCAAACGGCUUCCAACAUUUUCUUCGUGGUGUUCUUGGUGCUGUGGCUCGCGACUCGCUGCGUGAUGUACCCAUUCUGGGUGAUGCGCAGUGUGUUCUUCGAGGCCACCACCUAUAUGUUCAUGCCGUCAGCCUACAUAUUCUUCUUUCUCUUAACCGCUGUCUUAGUACUCAACCUAAUGUGGACACUGCUAAUCUUCCGCACACUGAUACGACUCUUACAGAAGAAAGGUCCUCUAAAAGAAGAAAAGUCAUCAACGGAAAGUGAAGAUGAAGUCGAAGAAACGAAGAAAGAAGAAUGAGGCAGACACAUUAAAUUAAAUAUUUAUUAUUUUCAGUUUUCAAAAGUAUUACACACAUUUUAGUGUCCCACAAAGAACUCCAACGUAAUUUACAACUCACAUGGCUCAUACAUUCAUUUCUUGUCCACAUUAUAUGUUCUUAUUUUUGCUAAAAUAAUUUUGAGUAACACUGUUAACCUUUAUCAAAACUGAUCCAUUUGUGAAGGUUGAUGUAUAAAUGCAUGAUGAACAGCAUUAUUAUUAUUAUUAUUAUUAUUAUUAUUAUUAUUAUUAUUAUUAUUAUUAUUUAUUAUUAUUAUUAUUAUUAUUAUAGUCAAGCGCUAUACCCGAAAGGUCAUGCAGCAGUAAGUAAGGGUAGGAUGAAUUAGCCACCUGAAAUUUGAUGCGAGGGGCGAGCUAGGCUCCCAUGUCUGAUGUGUCAGACAUGUCCUCAUGUCAUGGCUUGUUUGUUGUUGCUGGGAGUGGUAGUUACCUUGAGUGUUGUUCCGUACAGGAUGGUUAUGCGGAAUAUAAUAAAAGUAUCAAAUUCAGUGACUCUCAGGCUCACCCUGGAACAGGUCAUUCACUCAACUGUCACAGACAAACUUCCAAUAAUUACGUCCAUCAUGUAUGAAAUACUCUGCAUAGCAUGGGCUUUCAAAUUAUUAUUAUUAUUAUUAUUAUUAUUAUUAUUAUUAUUAUUAUUAUACAUUACCACAAUGAGGCACCGUUAUCAGUUGACUGUUAGAGGUAUCUUUCAGUAUCAUGUCACAGGUUAUCAGUUGACUGUUAGAGGUAUCUUUCAGUAUCAUGUCACAGGUUAUCCACGAUGUUGUCAUUCAUAUGACCUGAAAGGGAUGUCGUAAUUCUGGUAAAGGGUUUUUGAUCCAAGGAAGUUGAGCUAACCCUCUCUUUCCUUGAAUCAAACCUGAUUAUUUCCCAUUACCUAGGUCCUGUAUAACUCUCCUACGGUUUUAGUGCUUCCGCAUGAUUAUAAUGGUCAUCCAAACAACUUCAUUGGUAUAAAGACAAAGACACAAGUUGCAGAACAUGACAAAAACACUACACGGAGCACUAAAUCCGUAAGGGGGGCACAGCCCCUGGGUAGGGAGUCUGUUUUGAUCCAGGGAAGGGGAUGUUAGGUCAGGUCGCCACCCAAUAAGGGAAAAUGUAGGCAAGUUGAUCAUGUACAUAAAAAAAAAAAGAAUUGUUACACUGAAAUAUAUGUUAACUCUCUUUGCUUAAUUAAAAUUAACACGCUUCUAAA